This is a messenger RNA of Branchiostoma floridae (Florida lancelet), 537 nucleotides long. Its product is annotated as struthiocalcin-2-like. The transcript has 4 exons. Bases 77 to 532 code for a protein of 151 amino acids. Lineage: Eukaryota; Metazoa; Chordata; Leptocardii; Amphioxiformes; Branchiostomatidae. The record is from RefSeq and is a predicted model, not a curated record.
UGUGGAAGUCGCCUUGUCUGAAGAAGUUUGUUUCAAUUCUAGGAUAACCAUAAAAUUGAUACGACACCACGUCGACAUGGGGCGGACAUUUCUCGGACUGGGCGUCUUGGCGAUGUUAGGGCUUCUGACAGGCGCAGAUGCAGUAGCGUGUCCCGGCCGGUACAAGGGGUUUGACGGGAAGUGUUACGGGUUUUUCCCUGGGGGCAGCUACCCGGAAGCAGUGCGCUUCUGCAGCCGCCAGGGGGCGCAGCUGUACAUGAUGAGGAACCCCACCGAGGUGUUCCGUCUGAAGCAGCUGCUGAGCAAGCAGCCUCUGAAGAGUUUCUGGGUCGGCCUGACCGACGAAAACACCUCCCGUACCUGGGCCUGGUCUAACGGGGAUGCGCUCGGCGUGGGAGACUUCACCGACUGGGGGAACCCUGCCGACAAUGACGACCAGGCGUGCGUGUACGCCCGGAAGGAGAGCGGUUACAAGUGGGCCGUCACCGGCUGUGGGCAGAAAAAGGCCUUCAUCUGCAAGAAGGACCCGUAGACGGC